Piliocolobus tephrosceles (Ugandan red Colobus) is the source of this 3796-nucleotide messenger RNA. It is a transcript of the gene SLC35E4, whose product is annotated as solute carrier family 35 member E4. The transcript has 3 exons. The record is from RefSeq and is a predicted model, not a curated record. NCBI's taxonomy places the organism in Eukaryota, Metazoa, Chordata, Mammalia, Primates, Cercopithecidae. The coding region runs from base 1889 to 2941 and encodes 350 amino acids.
ACAAACAAAUCUGACAAAAUCUCAAAGAUAAUUAUAACCCUUAGGGGUCCCAGAUUUCUCCUCCUCAGGAAAUGGCAAGGGGGUGUGGAGAGGGGCCGCCCGCUUUGGCUGGCUUAGUUUCCUUCCCACAACCCUUUCUGGAGAAACCCUAAAUGCCCCCAUUUUUUGGUCCUGGAAAUUUCCUCCUGGAAAUUUCCCUAUCUGCACCCCCUGCCCUGUAGCUUAGGCUAUUCAGCAGAGAUUUGCAGGCUCCAGUAGGCGUCGGACUUACAGAGGCCAAAUGUGACCAUGUAAAUUCCCGGGCCCACCCGUGACAGAGAGCGUGUGAUUCAGCAGGCCUCCUGUGAGGCUGGAGGUUUGAAACCCGCGUCCCGUGAUUGGGACGGGGAUUGAGGGCCAUAUUCCGCGCCUGGCCAACAGAGGGCGCAGCGGGCUGGGCUCAGCGGUCGCCCUUUGAGAGCUUGUGUCUAUAGACAGGUUGCUGUAAUCAAGGAUUUGCUGGUUAGACAACAGGCAAGGGGUGAGCUGGGUCCCCUUGGGCAGAAGCCUAGGGAAGGAAGCCCGACAACAGGAAAGAGGCUCACAUCUGGUACUGGGCACAUGGCUGGGCCUUGGUCCUCGUGCCCCUGGACUUCAGAGCUAAGAGGGGCCAGGGCCAGGCCUGGCCUGGAAUCUGGAUGGACCUGUUCUGCCCUAGGGCACGCCAUUUACCCAGUCCUGAGCUCAGAGAGCGUCUGUCGUUCCCGUGGGAAAACCGAGACAGGGGCAAGGGCUCAGUGGCAACUGCUCUGCCUUCCAGACCAGGGCUCUGUCUUGCCGGGGCUGGGGCACAGAGUGGACCCCAGGAAGUUCUGCUAUGAAUCAGCUCCGAGGGCUCAGGGGACAGGACAGAGGCUGCUGGCCGAGGGAGGAUGCCGGCCGGCGGUACCUACUUCCGCAGCUGCGGGUAGCCCUGCCUGGUGAUUCAGCUUCCCUCUGAGGGUCCCCAGGUGGCGCCGCCCUGGACUGGGAGGCUGGGGAGGAUGCUGGGGCUACGGAGGGGCGGUGGAGGUGCCUUAAGGGACUACGUAAUCCAGCUCUGCUGGAUGCUGAGGUUCUACGAUAAUUGUGGCCAGAGAUCAGGGAGCGGGCGGCGGCAGCGGCGGCGGAGGAGGCAGAGGCGGAGGCGGAGCCAAGAGCGCACCACCGCGCCCGCCGUGCCGGGCCUGAGCUGUAGCCGGGCGUGAGUCGCAGCAGGAGCCACAGCCGGAGUCACAGCCGCAGCCAGAGCCGCAGUCAAAGCCUCCGAGAGCAGGAGUUGGAGCGCAGGCCCUGCUGGAACCGCGCCUAGCUCGCCGCCAGGCACCGGCCGGAGCACGGGCCGUGGUGUCAGCUCACUGCGCGGGCAGUGUGGGAGACAGCGAGCCCGCGACCCCCCAGGCUGGGCACCACCAGGCGCGGAGCCCGGAUCGCCCCUCUGCCAGACCUGGUCACGGCCAGAGCACGCAGGAGGUCCCAGGGUCUGGAUCUGCGCGCACCCUAAUGACCUGGGGACCGAAGAGAAAAAAGGAACGAGGAUUUCAUCUAAAAGCAUAGCGUGGGCACUAGGCGAGGAGGCGAGUGGAGACCGCCUGGCACGGGGCAGAGGUGCCUGGAGCCCACGCUUUAGCAUCGGAGACCCUGGCAUCCUAGCAGCCACGACCUUGGCUCUACCCUGAGUUGGAAACACAGCUUAGCUCCUAGACAUCGCUGGCACAGGCCUGGCACAAGUAAGCAGUGUUCUCACCUGUCUGAAACGGGACACGGGGUCGGAGGAACCAGGAUCUAGCCUGGCCCCAAGCGGGGCUCUCUGGUGGCCCAGAGGUGGUCAUUGGGGAGCCUACCUCCUGCCCUAGCCCCACUGGUGCGGAUGUGCCGCUGCCCGCCGGAGCACCAUGAUGGCAGGAUGACCUCAACCGAAGUAGCAGCAGCAGCUGGUGGUGCUCGGGCAGCUGGGCCCCCCGAGUGGCCCCCUGGCAGCCCUCAGGCCCUCCGGCAGCCUGGCCGGGCCCGGGUGGCCAUGGCAGCACUGGUGUGGCUGCUGGCCGGAGCCAGCAUGUCAAGCCUCAACAAGUGGAUCUUCACAGUGCAGGGCUUUGGGCGGCCCCUGCUGCUGUCCGCGCUGCACAUGCUGGUGGCAGCCCUGGCGUGCCACCGGGGGGCACGGCGCCCCAUGCCAGGCGGCACUCGCUGCCGAGUCCUACUGCUCAGCCUCACCUUCGGCACUUCCAUGGCCUGCGGCAACGUGGGCCUAAGGGCUGUGCCCCUGGACCUGGCACAACUGGUCACUACCACGACGCCUCUGUUCACCCUGGCCCUGUCGGCACUGCUGCUGGGCCGCCGCCACCACCCGCUGCAGUUGGCGGCCAUGGGUCCGCUCUGCCUGGGGGCCGCCUGCAGCCUGGCUGGAGAUUUCCGGACACCUCCCACCGGCUGUGGCUUCCUGCUGGCAGCCACCUGCCUCCGCGGACUCAAGUCGGUUCAGCAAAGUGCCCUGCUGCAGGAGGACAGGCUGGAUGCGGUGACCCUGCUCUACGCCACCUCGCUGCCCAGCUUCUGCCUGCUGGCAGGUGCAGCCCUGGUGCUGGAGGCUGGCGUCACCCCACCGCCCGCUGCUGGUGACUCUCGCCUCUGGGCCUGCAUCCUGCUCAGCUGCCUCCUGUCUGUUCUCUAUAACCUGGCCAGUUUCUCCCUGCUGGCCCUCACCUCUGCCCUCACCGUCCACGUCCUGGGCAACCUCACUGUAGUGGGCAACCUCGUCCUGUCCCGGCUCUUGUUUGGCAGCCGCCUCAGUGCCCUCAGCUACGUGGGCAUCGCACUCACUCUUUCAGGAAUGUUCCUUUACCACAACUGUGAGUUUGUGGCCUCCUGGGCUGCCCGUCGGGGGCUGUGGCGGAGGGACCAGCCCAGCAAGGGUCUUUGAGACCUAGGGGAUCUUAGGAGCCACCUGGGAUGGCCCUGGCCUGAAUCCAACCCUCAGCCAUGGCCAUAGGAAGAAUGGAAAACAGGGCUGGGCAUGGUGGCUCACGCCUAUAAUCCCAGCACUUCCAGAGGCCGAGAUGGGUGGGUCAUCUGAGACCAGGAGUUUGAGACCAGCCUGGCUAACAUGGCAAAACCUUGUCUCUACUAAAAAUAUAAAAAUUAGCUGGGCAUGGUGGCGCAUGCCUAUAGUCCCAGCUACAUGGGAGGCUGAGGUGGGAGGAUCACUUGAGCCCUGGAGAUCAAGGCUGCAGUGAGCCAAGAUCGCAUGCCACUGCCCUCCAGCCUGGGAGACAGAGCGAGACCCUGUCUCAAAAAAAAAAAAAGUGGAGAACAGGCGGUGACCUCUGUUGGGGGCCAUGGCAGGGAGGGGAGCUUUCUGGAAGCGCUGGCUUGGAGGUUGGAAUGGGGACUCCCAGGGAGACCUGCCUCCCAUCCCUGCCUGCCUCACCCCUGCCACAGACUCUGCUCACCACUGGAUGGUGGGUCCGAGCCUGGCACAGUCCCUGUGCUUGUCAGAGUCAUUAUGAUCAAUAUCAACUAUGAUGCCAAAAAUUGCUGGGCAGACUCUGAAGACCUCAACGUGUUACGAUGACGAUGGUGAUGAUUCUUGGCGGUUCCACAAUCCUUCCUCUUGGAGGGGAGGCAGCUAGGAGGCCCAGCGGGGGGGCUUCUAUGCCGCUGGGCUCCCCUAGGGAGUUGGGGUAGUCUAUGCCAACUGCAGGCAGCUGCUGUGGCCUCACCCCUGGGCCCCCCAAUUUUGGGUCAUCCAUCCUCAAAUACACUAUUUUUGCUUGUA